CCGGGAUAGAAUGAGGCGCCCUUCUAUUGGCUGCUGUUCUCUGGCGUCAGCAAGGAGCGCCCGCCUGUUGCGAAAGUCGUGGAACAGCUGGGCGCGCUACUCGUGCAGAUCCUCGGGCGAGUAGAUUUCAGAACGCGGUGCAGGUGUCUAGGCGCCUGCUGACCUUGGCCCCCAACCCCGUGAGCCCGCGCCCGACAGCUCAGGGCACCCGGCAAGACCGGCCGCCGUGGCCAGGACCCACGUUUUUCUUCAUAGGUUCUGAUGCUGGUGUCCUAUAGAAGGUUGCUCACAGCUCUGCUGCAGGCUCAGAAGUGGCCCUUUCAACCCUCCAGAAAUAUGAGACUGGUGCAGUUCCAGGCACCCCACCUGAUGGGACCUCACCUGGGCUUGGAGUCAGGGAAUGGCGGGGGCGUCAUCAACCUCAACGCCUUUGACCCCACACUGCCCAAGACAAUGAUGGAGUUCCUGGAGCAGGGAGAGGCCACUCUCUCAGUGGCAAGAAGAGCUCUGGCUGCCCAGUUGCCAGUCCUGCCACGGUCAGAGGUGACCUUCCUGGCCCCAGUCACACGGCCAGACAAGGUGGUGUGUGUGGGAAUGAAUUAUGUGGACCACUGCAAAGAGCAGAACGUUCCAGUGCCAAAGGAGCCCAUCAUCUUCAGCAAGUUUGCCAGCUCCAUCGUGGGGCCCUAUGAUGAGGUUAUCCUCCCACCGGAGAGUCAGGAGGUGGACUGGGAGGUGGAGCUGGCUGUGGUCAUUGGAAAGAAAGGCAAGCGCAUCAAGGCCACAGAUGCCAUGGCUCACGUGGCCGGCUUCACUGUGGCUCAUGAUGUAAGUGCUCGUGACUGGCAAAUGAGACGCAAUGGAAAGCAGUGGCUGCUGGGAAAAACCUUUGACACCUUCUGCCCCCUGGGCCCUGCCUUGGUGACCAAGGACAGCAUAGCAGAUCCACACAACUUAAAGAUCUGCUGCCGAGUGAAUGGGGAGGUGGUCCAGAGCAGCAAUACCAACCAGAUGGUAUUUAAGACAGAAGAGCUGGUAGCCUGGGUGUCCCAGUUCGUUACUCUUUACCCAGGGGACGUCAUCCUGACUGGGACCCCCCCAGGUGUUGGUGUAUUCAGGAAACCUCCAGUCUUUCUCAAGAAGGGGGAUGAAGUUCAGUGUGAAAUUGAAGAACUAGGCAUCAUCAUCAACAAGGUGGUGUGAGGGCUCUCCCCACAGGCCCUGGACUUAGGAAGUGGGGCAUCCAUUCUCUCCCAGGGCCAGCUGCCUCUUCCAGGUAGAGAGGAGAAGCUUGCUCUCCUUGUCAAUAAAAUUCUCAGCCAAAGCAGCA
Messenger RNA from Odobenus rosmarus divergens (Pacific walrus), 1330 nucleotides. RefSeq names its product fumarylacetoacetate hydrolase domain containing 2A (gene FAHD2A). Gene Ontology annotation, molecular function: hydro-lyase activity. The transcript has 8 exons. The record is from RefSeq and is a predicted model, not a curated record. The coding region runs from base 262 to 1203 and encodes 313 amino acids. NCBI's taxonomy places the organism in Eukaryota, Metazoa, Chordata, Mammalia, Carnivora, Odobenidae.